Molecule: messenger RNA, 4188 nt
Organism: Nematostella vectensis (starlet sea anemone)
Lineage: Eukaryota; Metazoa; Cnidaria; Anthozoa; Actiniaria; Edwardsiidae
Product: involucrin
Exons: 3
Coding region: 368-4030 (1220 amino acids)
Molecular function (GO): oxidoreductase activity
Source: RefSeq, a predicted model, not a curated record
UUGACCCAUUUAUAUUUGUUUGUGUAUUUUGAAUUUCACAGUGUUUCAAGCGGAAAUGAAAAUAAACUUAUUCAGGAAUUUGAAUACCCAGGUUAAGGUGAUGGAGUUUACAAAAGUUGAUACGAAUGGUUUAUCCAUCCCGAACAGACCUAACGAAACAUGAGGCUUGACCCGAUGACGUCGUGUCCGUCAAAAACACAAGCUUUCACUACUAACUCCAAUAUAGUGUAAUAAUACACAAGGCUUAUUCUACCAUUUCAGGGGUUAGCAUAAUAUAACCUUAAUAAGGUCAGUAUUUUGAGUAUGGAUGUGGAAAUAAGGUUAAUCCUUAUCACAGACACACCAAAGGUAUCGUUGUGGAUAAGGGAUGAAUGUAUUCAAGGUAGCAGUUUACUUGCUAUGUUUCUUACGCGGACCUCUGGCGGUUCUUUGCGCUUUGGAAGACACUACGGUUAAUGCACAACAACAACACCAAGUCUAUACUACCAAGGUCCUUAUACUCGGAGCAGGAGUUGCGGGUAUAGCAGCCGCCUCCGUCCUACACGAGGAAGGUGUGGGAUUCAUCGUCCUGGAGGCGAAGGACUACAUUGGAGGGCGAGUGCGAAGCGUAGAGUUUGCUGAAGGGAGGAUAGAGACGGGAGCUAAUUGGAUCCACCGUGCCUCGCAUCCCGACAGCGAGCCGUUUGUGGAGUUGAUGUCAAAAACUGAGUUGAGAGGGUUAUGGAGUGACUACUCGGAUGUGAUUAUAAAAGGCGAACAUGGUGACGUUCUUACUGAUCGGGGACUUAUGGAGGAAUUCUUUCAACUGGUUUCCAAGAAUAAGCACAGCGCAAAAGAACACGGUAAAAGACCUAAGCAGCUUGAUGCAGCGACCUGUCAAACAAGAGCCCGCAACCUGCAACAGCACGAUAUGGCAAAAGGGCAACUUGACCCAGGAAAAACGCUACGGUGCCACAGCAACAGACAACUAACAUGUAAUCUGAGAAUCAAGGCAAGCAACAUGCAACAUGUAAAGAAGAACAUGGGACACGAAAAGGGCGACAUGCAACACGAAAAGAAGAACAUGGGACAUGAAAAGGGCGACAUGCAACACGGAAAGAAGAACAUGGGACACGAAGAGGGCGACAUGCAACACGGAAAGAAGAACAUGGGACACGAAGAGGGCGAAAUGCAACACGGAAAAAAGAACAUGGGACAUGAAAAGGGCGACAUGCAACACGGAAAGAAGAACAUGGGACAUGAAAAGGGCGACAUGCAACACGGAAAGAAGAACAUGGAACACGAAGAGGGCGACAUGCAACACAGAAAGAAGAACAUGGGACACGAAGAGGGCGACAUGCAACACGGAAAGAAGAACAUGGGUCACGAAGAGGGCGACAUGCAACACGGAAAGAAGAACAUGGGACACGAAGAGGGCGAAAUGCAACACGGAAAAAAGAACAUGGGACACGAAGAGGGCGAAAUGCAACACGGAAAAAAGAACAUGGGACACGAAAGGGGCAACAUGCAACACGGAAAGAAGAACAUGGGACACGAAAAGGGCGACAUGCAACACGGAAAGAAGAACAUGGGACACGAAAAGGGCGACAUGCAACACGGAAAGAAGAACAUGGGACACGAAGAGGGCGACAUGCAACACGGAAAGAAGAACAUGGAACACGAAAAGGGAGACAUGCAACACGGAAAUAAGAACAUGGGACACGAAGAGGGCGAAAUGCAACACGGAAAAAAGAACAUGGGACAUGAAAAGGGCGACAUGCAACACGGAAAGAAGAACAUGGGACACGAAGAGGGCGACAUGCAACACGGAAAGAAGAACAUGGGACAUGAAAAGGGCGACAUGCAACACGGAAAGAAAAACAUGGGACACGAAGAGGGCGACAUGCAACACGGAAAGAAGAACAUAGAACACGAAAAGGGCGACAUGCAACACGGAAAGAAGAACAUGGGACAGAAUAAGGGCGACAUGCAACACGGAAAGAAGAACGUACAACAUGAAGAGGGCGACAUGCAACACGGAAAGAAGAACAUGGAACACGAAAAGGGCGACAUGCAACACGGAAAGAAGAACAUGGGACACGAAGAGGGCGACAUGCAACACGGAAAGAAGAACAUGGGACACGAAAGGGGCGACAUGCAACACGGAAAGAAGAACAUGGGACACGAAAAGGGCGACAUGCAACACGGAAAGAAGAACAUGGGACACGAUAAGGGCGACAUGCAACACGGAAAGAAGAACAUGGAACACGAAGAGGGCGACAUGCAACACGGAAAGAAGAACAUGGGACACGAAGAGGGCGACAUGCAACACAGAAAGAAGAACAUGGGUCACGAAGAGGGCGACAUGCAACACGGAAAGAAGAACAUGGGACACGAAGAGGGCGAAAUGCAACACGGAAAGAAGAACAUGGGACACGAAAGGGGCAACAUGCAACACGGAAAGAAGAAAAUGGGACACGAAGAGGGCAACAUGCAACACGGAAAGAAGAACAUGGAACACGAAGAGGGCGAAAUGCAACACGAAAAAGGCAAUAAGAAACUCGAGGAAGGCGAUAUAUAUUUACAAGAAGGUAGCAUGUACCUUGGAGUAGGCAACAAGCAAAUUAAAGAAGGCAAAACGCAAAUUAAGGAAGGCAACACGCAAAUUAAAGAAGGCAACACGCAAAUUAAAGAAGGCAACACGCAACUUGAAGAAAGCAGCACUCAAUUUCAGGAAGACAAAAUUAAGCAAGCAGCUUCGAGAAGCAAGCAGCUUCGAGAAGGAAACACCCAAUCUCAAAAAGACAAUAUGAUUCUUGGAGAAGGCAACAAGCAAAAUGAAGAAGAUUACACGCAGCUUGAAGAAGGCAACAGUCAACUCGAACCCAAACGUCCGUAUCUGGAAGCAUCAAACACACAGUUCGACGUGAGCAAUGCGCAAAUCAACAAUGUAGACAACUUACACGCCGUUGCCACCUCUAUAAAAUCAACAAACAAAACGACAAAGACAUUUGACCAUAAAUUAUACGAUGUUCACAGGAACACAUCUCAGAUGCUGUGCAACAACCAACGCAACGUGCAACAAGGUGUUUGUGAUACCUUCUCCUUCAGACAACACCUUGAGUCACGUGGCUGGCGCAACGACACCCCGAUAAAUAACGCUAUUGAGUAUUUCUUCAUUGACUUCGAAUCAGCUAAAGAACCUGAUAUUGUCUCCUUUUCCCCCCUUCAGCGAAGACUGGACGACUUUCUUGUCUUAGAACCAUAUGACGGGCUCUUCACGCUUUUUAAACCACUUUAUGACAAAUUUAUCAAUAGAAUCGAACUUGAGAAAGAAGUUGAAUCAAUAAGUUACUCUAACGCUGGAGUGACUGUUAAUCUGACUAAUGGAAAUGUGUACACUGCCGAACACGCUAUUUGUACUUUCAGCUCAGGUGUAUUGAACAAUGGACUCGUAAACUUCAUACCAAGACUCCCUAAAUGGAAACAAGAUGCUCUCAGUAAAGUCCCGAUGUCUUUUUACACCAAAAUUUUCUUGAAAUUCCAGAUAAAAUUCUGGGAAGACAAAGAAUUUAUCCUUCAUGCUUCAAAAAGGCGUGGCGACUUUCCUGUGUUCCAGAAUGUUCCAAUAAAUACUAAGGAGGGUGGGGUGCUGAUGGCAACUAUUACUGGUAGUGAGGCGCUGCGAAUUGAGAACCAAUCAGAUGAGGACACUAGAUCUGAAGUCAUGGCAACGCUGCGCCAGUUGUAUGGAGUAAUACCGGAGCCAACAGAAAUGUUCUACGCCCGCUGGUCAAAGGACCCGUAUACAAGGGGCGCAUACAGCGACCCCACCCUAGACGCAAGGCCCUGUGACUUUGACAAUAUGCUUUUGCCGCUGGACACGCUGUUCUUCGCCGGCGAAGCUACUUCCGAGGAAUGGACCGGAUAUAUGCAAGGCGCGUACCUGACAGGUAAACACGCAGCGAAAAGAGUCCUUGGAAAAAGAGCAAGAAGAAAUCCACGCAGCGAAGAGGGUUCUUGGAAAAGGAGCAAGCAAGAAAACACGUAGCGAUGAGGGUUCUUGGAAAAAGAGCAGGAAGAAAUCCACACAGCGAUGAGGGUUCUUGGAAAAAGAGCACGGAGGUAAACACGCAGCCAAGGGGGUCUUUGGCGUUGUUGUAAAAUAAAAUAUUUUUCAUUCAAAAACUUGCGAGAACGCUAAACGAA